Molecule: messenger RNA, 851 nt
Organism: Plectropomus leopardus (leopard coralgrouper)
Lineage: Eukaryota; Metazoa; Chordata; Actinopteri; Perciformes; Serranidae
Source: RefSeq, a predicted model, not a curated record
UAUCGCCAAAAAUGUUUAAACAUGGAAAAUGUUUUCUUUAUAAAUCACCCGAAAAGUUUAAAAGGAAAAACGUCAGAGCGACUUAAAAAGUGACCGAAGUUAAAGUGAAACGGUUUUCGGGCAGAGAGGAGACGACACGCAGCAAAGGGCUGCCGGUCGGAGUCAAACCUGCGGCUGCUACUUACCACGUAACUUCUGUCGACUCCGUGCGUCCAAACGUCGCCGCUGAUUGGAACACACCGCGACCUCGCCCCACCGUCAGCAUUUUAAUGGAUAAACAGCAGCUGUUGUUUGGGGGUCGAGCGGGCGGAGCCUCUGAACGUCAGUCACACUCCGGCGGCUCUCACGCUGCCCCCACGGGAGCGGAGCGUCAUCACAACGGAAAAAAUCGAUUCCAGGAUUUAUGAACCGAGAUUGAAUUGGUAAAAAACAUAUUGUGAUGCAUUAAUGAUUCGAUGUUUUUACCCAGCCCUCGUAUGAGCCCGAAUACCUCCGAUGUCCCUGCGGCGUCCCCGUGUUGGUGACGGUCCUCUGUGUAUGUGUAUAUGUGUGUGUGUGUGUGUGUGCAGCCUGCGCUCGGCGUACCCGAACAGCGAGCACUGCAGGAACUGCGGCUUCGUGUGGUCUCCUGCGGUCGGCGUGGAGGAGCUGCAUCAGGGUCUGGGGGUCAGCGUGAAGGUCACCAUCAUCAGCGAGCACUUCAGAGAGCCGCUCACCUUCACCUGCGAUGGUUCGUCCACGGUGGACCUGCUGAUCUACCAGACUCUGUGCUACGCUCAGGACGACCUGGACCACCUGGACGUGGACGAGUACCUGCUGAAGGUGGUUGGACACGACGAGUUCCUCAACAA